UCAAUGAGUAUUACAGGGGACUUUGGAACACUCCCGACACGGAGAAAAGGAACAUGGUUAACUAUGGGGCCCAGAAAAAACUACCAGGUUGAAUUUCACGCAAUAUUCUUACUAACAUUAGGAUCGCCGGAUCCUGUGUUAACAAGAGAGAUUUCUCCAUUUGAUUCCGUCAUUUGGUCUGUAUCUCCACCGCGAAGUGAUGUUACGUCUCCUGUACGAUCCGCCAUGUUUAAGCCUGACUCUCGGACCCAAAUUCGCUUCAGUGCACUCGCUCUAAAAUUAGUACAGCGGUUAGUUCAAAAUAAUCUGUGAAGUCUGAGGCGUCAUUAAUAAUAAUAUUAGAGUGUCUUAUGGUAACAUUUCCACAAUGAAAACUUGAUUAAUGUAUUUGUGAGCGUAAUCUCGUUAACGGUCUAACCAAUAAUGGCCGACAUAGCGCUAGUCAACAAUGUCGCUUAACUGCGACAUGGCGGGGUUUCGAGAGGUUGAUAGACGGCAAUUCCCGCUGCAGGAUAUUCCUGCAAUUGUGCGAUUGUUUAAGCAGCAAUUGGAAAGUGUGUCGGAGCCCGAUUUGGCUCUCUUAUCAAUUGUGGUUGGCGCUAUUGAGAAUUCAUUGACAUGUAACCGUACUAUUACGGUUCAGAAGGAAACGGACACCUUCGGUGAAGCCAAACUGCCCGCUAUAGAAUAUCACAUUACAGAAGCUCUGUACACUAAAUUUCAUGCAAUUAUUAAAGGUGCUGUUGAUUUGUCUCAGUAUGGUAGUAAAAAAUUUGCUUCUCGAGAAUUGAUAAAGAAGGUAUCUGAUGUAAUAUGGAAUUCAUUAACCCGGAGUUAUUACAAAGACAGGGCGCACCUGCAGUCCCUGUAUAGUUAUUUGACAGGAAACAAAUUAGAUUGCUUUGGUGUAGCAUUUGCUGUUGUUGCUGGAUGUCAAGUAUUAGGUUUCCGUGAUGUUCAUUUAGCCCUGUCAGAAGACCAUGCUUGGGUUGUUUUUGGAGAAGGUGGUAAGGAAACGGCUGAAGUGACUUGGCAUGGAAAGGGAAAUGAGGAUAAGCGUGGCCAGCCAAUUGGGCCUGGUGUUGUCUCAAAGUCUUGGCUGUAUGUCAAUGGCUGUCCCGUAAUUUGCACAAGACCAAUGGAAGUUGCAGCUUUGGUUUCUGCAAUUAAUCCAAGUUUGAAUGCCACCAGCGAGGCUAUGGAAGUUGCAUUGCUGCAACAAGAAUUAUUAUGGCUGUUGUAUGAUCUUGGUCAUUUGUCACAUUACCCUAUGGCUAUAGGUAAUUUAAGUGAUUUAGAAGAAGUGAGUCCAUCACCAGGACGACCACCAUGUGCUGCACUCUUUCAAGAAGCUGCUACAUCUGCUCGUACAUAUUACCGAAACCAACAUGUGUACCCGUACACAUAUCAAGGAGGCUAUUUUUACCGACACAAACUCUAUAAGGAAGCAUUUGAAAGUUGGGCCAAUGCUGCUGAUGUUAUCAGGCUAUACAACUAUUCCCGAGAUGAUGAAGAAAUAUACAAAGAAUUCUUGGAAAUCGCCAAUGAAUUAAUUCCACAUAUUAUGAAAGUUGUUAGUUCAGGUCACAGUGCAAGAUCUAUUCUUAAAGAUCCUGAAUGUUUUGCUUACCUGCUUCGGUUUUAUGAUGGUAUAUGUCAGUGGGAAGAAGGUAGUCCCACUCCAGUGUUACAUAUAGGAUGGGCCAAACCCUUGGUGAAUACAAUCUCCAAAUUCGAUGCUGAUGUUCGAGCACAAGUUGUUAUAAUUUGUCAAAACGAAGAUGGCACAGAAAGCACAGGUGAAAAUGUCUCUGAUACCACUGUUCCUGGCACUACUGAUGGCAAAAGCAAAUUAAAAAGUGAAGAUGAUGUUAAUGCUGUCAUAGCUGCGUUAGACGAGGCUUCCGAUGAUUGUGACAAACAAAAGUACCUGAGUAAUGAAUAUCUUAACAAUAAUAAUAACAAUUAUUGUAAAGCACGAAAGGCUGGCGAAGUGGAUUGCAACAGUGAGCAAGAUAUUAUUCGUAGCCUAGAGUCACGUGUUAUUCAUAAUGAAACCAAAGAAGAUGGGAAAGAAGAACCAUCGUUGCACCCCAGUAUUGCUGCUCUCACUGCAGCGUGUGGUGAGAAGAUUUUAAAUCCUGAAUAUUUACUACAAGGCGGUGGAGAACCAUUUGUUGGAAAUGUUGAUGAAACAACGGACACUUCAGUGCUUUGUUCCAAUUCAACAAAUGGAGCGCAUGUUCCAAGUACGUCAAAAGAAGUGUUUAUAAAAGAAGAAGUAAAGGAGGCAGCAGGAGCAGGCGAGGGCGCAAAGGCAGUUAUAGUGGAGGAGGAAUCAGCAUCUAAUCGACCAAGACUGGUUCUUCACAGCCAGAAGAUGAAAGGGCUUAAAGACCUACUGCUUUCAGAGAAACUCAAUACACAUGCUAUCUCCUUGCAGUUGACAGCACAGUCCCAAGUGCAGGUGAGUAAGAAAGGUCGCUCGGGCCAGGAGCCAGAGAGCCCAAUGGGUGUGAGGGCCAAACGCAGUAGACGGGAUUAAAUCUCCAGUGGCGUAAUUUGGCAAAAAUCUCCAGAAAUGAUGUUUGCAGGUAUGUCUGAAAUGUGAGCUUAUUGUAGCAGAUUUUUUUUCUUCACUUAACCGUACCCAGAAUUUUGCUUUUUAGUGAAAUAUAUAAGAUAUAUUUCAUCCUCGAUAUUAAAACGAUUCAGAAAAUGUUAAUAAAGGAAAUUGCUAUGUGUUAGACUGAAGUUGGUAUUGAAAGUGGAGAUGGCAUUGGAUUGACUUUCUUAUUUGUUAACAUUUAUGAAUCUUAAAUAAAUAUAUAUCUGUUAUUGAUUGCAAUUAAAAUAGAUGUAUAUUUAAAAAUGUGCAUACAUUUAAAGAUUGAAUUGCAAAAUUUUUGGUAUUAUAAAAGUGAAGAUUUGGAGGCAGGAGUUGUAAAUAAUACCUAAUCUCCUGAUUAUUAAGCAAAAACUAUGUGAAAAUAGGUCACUGUGACUAUUUUUUUCUAUGCCAAAUAUGGGUCAAUUCUGUGGAAAAUCUUGGUGCAGUAAAUCAGGUAUUACCAACAGAUGGGCAUAACUUUUCUAAUUAUUUUAUAUUGUGACAUUCCUUUGAUGGGUUAUUAUUUACACUCUCUCUUAAUGAUCUUGCUGAUUUUGUACUGAUUUCUGAGGUUUUUGGUUCACACAGUCAAGUGAAUAUUUAAGUAGUAAUUAAGUGGACUUCGUAAAGAAUUCAGAAUAGAAGAAAUGUUGGACAGAUAAGGUAGGAAAAAUAAUUUUUAUGAAUCUCAUGCAGGAUGUGAAAGGCAAUAAAAAAUUUGUAUUCUUUUCAUUUGUACUUCAGAUUCAAGGAGAGUGGCUUAAGACCAUUAGAUUUGUGUAACACAUCUAUGUAGGCGUGUUUAGAUAUAGGGUGUUGCCAGAAUAUAUCAAAACUAAUGUUCAAAGAAAAUAACAAUAUGGUUGACAGUAGGAUGUGAAUGACAACUUCGCUGCGUUUAAUCUGAACAUAUUUAAUCAUCAGGCUUACUUUAAAAAUUAAUUUAAAUUAAUUGUGCACACUUCUUGAUACAUUUGGUUGGAUUUUUGAAACAAUAUCACCAGUUGUAAGCUAUAACUUAUGAUUCAAAUAAGACCUUUGAAACAAUUCGGAUUCUCAAUUGAAAUGGGGGGGACUCAAUCUGAAUCUUACAAAUAAUGCAAGUUUAUGAAGUUCAAACAUAACAUGUUUUGUACUUCUGUUAACUGGUGCACCCCAUCAUAUUCAAAUUUCACAAUUGCUGUAUCAAACUGAAUUAGCUUGGAAAUGAUCAGAAAACAUUGUUUCAAUUCACAUUGUACGUAAUUCUUUUCUUACUAAUCUAUAAUGAUUCAUACCAACAUUUUUGGUUUCCAAGUUCAUAAGUACAGUAUAUACAAUAAUAUACAUUGUAUAAUACCAGUUCUGUUAACUGACAUAUUAUUCACCACUACAUUAGCUUUUCAGAGAGUGCUUUCAGAGUUAAUCUCGUUCUCACGUAUGGUCCAUGUAGUAAAACAGUUAAGCUUUCUGUAACACAUUAAUUUCCAAUGUGUUUAGUCUAAAAUACUGAAUAAAUUUGUGUUAAUUACUUUUAUACAAGAUCGCUAUAUAUGAAACACUCUCUCACAUUCUUCACUGUGGCUAACAGUCUGGAAAAACGUGAAAUUAAAUGAUAGUAGAUUAUCAUUUCCAUUAAAAAUGUACAAACAAAUUUUAUAAAAUGUAAGCAUUCACUUUGAACUUGGUACUACAGUUAAAAUUCCAGUAGCAUAUUCACUCAACUUGUAUUCCUAUUAUGACAUCAUACAUCCGUUGUUUUGCUUCUGGGCAUAAAUGUAGCUUCACUAUGUGCAUGUAUUGUUGAGCUCCACAAUAUGCUAGUUGUGAUAGGAGUAGAGCCAGGGGUGUGGGUUGUUAUUUUAAAAGCAAAAUUUUAAAAAUUGUACUAACAGAUUGGUAGUUUGUUUACCAUUGAACAUAAAAGUCUAGUUUUUCUAUGCUUCUUACUUCACUUUAUUUGUACUUUUGUUCAUCAUUGUACUCUGUGAAGUAAAACUGUGAGGAACACAUUCUGAAGCUAAAAAAAAGUGCAGAUUAUGCUUGUCCCCCAGAAGUCCCGUAUAGUUUUUACUCUUCUUUGAUGAAAAUAAAUCAAAACAAAUCUAUAAUUUAAUAUAGUGACAAACUACCACACGAUUUUUCACUAUUUAUUUCUUGAAAACUGUUGGUAUUGUUAACAGGCUCACUCGAUUGUGGAAUGCCUACAUAAUGUACUGAUCUUCUUGAAUAAACCAUUGCAUUUUUUAUUUUACAACACUGAUGAAAAAGAAUUCAGUGAAGUAUAAUUAUAUUUUGAUUUAAUAUUCAGUUUCAUUUGUAAUCAGAAGAGUUGCUCACUGAAAGUUAAAACUGUUGUGAUUUUCAGUUUGCAAACUGAUCAUCUCAGGAAUGCAAGUGACGUUUCCAGUGUUCAAUUUCGUUUCUUAAUUAUAUUUUUGAGGUUUGUAUUGUAACCCUUUACUCCUCUCUUUCCAUUUUUAAGCAAUUGUUAUCCGGUUAUCCAAAUAUUCAUUUAAAUUAAUUACAUAAAUUUUAUACAUGUUCCUACAAAAAUUACUUUGUACUAUAGAGAAAUUAUUUAUCACUAAUUGAGUGCAUCACAUAUAAAGGUUCCUUAAUAUGAAAUAUUUUACCCCAAUUCCAACUCAUUUAAAAGGCUUUCUAAAACAAUAAUAUUAUGUAUUCUAAUCGUUAUAACCUAACUAAAAUUUCCAUAACAACAUAAUUAGCCCAAUUUGCGUUUUCAUAGUGUAUACAGUAAAGAAACCCCAAUCUAGAGAGAGAAUCCUUAUUGAAAUGUGGGUAAGAAAUCUAUUUUAUUCAGGGCAAAGAAACAACUAUUUACUUUGUAUUACUUACAUUCUUUUAAAUGAACCAUUGCUUCCAAGUUAUAAAAAUGUAUAGCAUUCAGCAACCAUUUCAUUUACUCUUGAAUUUCUUGGGCAUACUGUAAAUAUCUUGCAAUCCAGUUUCUUUAGAUUUCCUCAUGGUUAAUUAUUAUCAUUGGUACAUCAUAUCAACAGAAAAUCUUGUUUGAUCAGUUAAAUCUAAUAAUUGAAGACUCAUGUUACAGUUGGAAAUGUGACCUCGCUGGAGUUGUAUUUGUUUCCAAAAGUUGUGGUUUUUAUUGGAGUAAACUUUUUUUAAAUGAGAGCUCUCAGCUCCAUCAUUCAGAAAGUGCUAAAAUAAUGUAGUAGUGAAGAUCCAAGAAUGAUGCUUGCCAUGUCUUUCUCCUCCCAAACCUUCACUUUUCCUUGUGCUGGAACACAUUAUAUGAACUGGAGAUCAUAUAGUUCUUCCGCUUUGAGGUAGUCAGGGGCAUGGUCUGUUAUCUCAUUAGAUUUUUGUCUGUGUGUGUUGUGAUGAUUCCAGACUUACAUUAUACAGUGCAUCACUGUCAAAGUAGGUGCUGUAGAGAAGAAUCCAAAAUAAUUUUCAUUUCUUCCUUAUUAUUUUUCUUGUUCAUGCAGUGAAUCUGUAUUUGAGAUUUGAUUGUGACCACUACCUAAUAUUCACUCGACUGAAAAGCCAAAACAAAGGGAACCAAAACCUCAGAGCAACUGAAUGUUUCUAGCUCCAUUUAAGUUGACCUAGCUCUAUCAUUUGUGGAGAUAGCUCAUUCUACAACUAAAAUUAUUCCAUUGAUCCAAAGAGAGACAAACUUGCCUCUAGAAAUACUAUUGUAAUUCUACUGUAAUUAUUAAUACUACCCAAUCUACACUCUUCCUCAGAAAAAUCAAUUAUUUUUAUUGCUGAUGAAUGUUUAUUCUAUAGCUAACAAUUUUAAAGAGUACAAAUCUGAUUUUUAAAAUUAUUGGUCUAAAGAAAGUGGUUAUGUAUCUAUAUUUUGUUAAAUAUUAUAAAAUUUAGAGGGGAAUUAGUACCCUCCUAAAUGAAAUUAGAGUAAAUUUUGUGAAGUCGUGCCCUGCAGCCCAUUCAUUUAUCAAAAUUUAGACUUAGAUACAAAUCAUGCUAUGUAAAUUUUACAUUCUUAGUAGUUGACUGUAUAAUGGUGGCUAUUUGUUCUUGAUUGUUUUGAAAUGCUAGCAUGUUCCAAUACAUAAAGUAAAUAAUAAAAUGACAAUGUUUUGUCCAUUUGCCAGUAUUAUAUUUGGGGAAGAGUUAUAAGAUGUGUUGGACAGUGUCAAACAAUGUUAGUAAUUAUUGCUAAUUAUUUUAAUUUUGUUCAUGUUAUUGUUUGCAUCUUGAUUGAUUGUGAAGAGAGUCUAUGAAUGUAUUGGAAUUUGGGCAUUAAGAGAAAAGGUUUCCAUAUGAGAAAAUGUUCCUGUUAUUGGCUGCCAUUUGGACUUCAUUUUUAUUUGUGAGAAUUGCACAAACUAAAUUCAUUACGUAAAUGUGUUUCCCUUUUUAUGGAAGUAAUUAUUCAAAUCUUUCUAUGAUUGUUAUAAAGGGAACACUGGUGCUGUGGAAUCAUUUCGUACACAACUUGGUGCCCUGUGAACAUUUAAAGUGUUUAACUGUUUUUGCCAGCCAAUGCUAUCAAAACAUUAUCCAAAGUUUGUAAGAAUGAAUGGGCAUUUCUGACAUUUUCUGCCGAUUUUAGUAUUAAUAUUUUGACUCUUCAGCAUAAUAAGUUGAAAGGCUGAACUUUAUAUCUUAUUUACACUCGCAAAAUGUAUUCUACUGUUCCUAUUCAAUGCCCUCUGAUAUAUUUUACCAGUUUGUUGUAGCUUAAUGGUUUCCAUUGCUACAUUGCGAAUAUGUUGCUUGUGGCCUGUGUUCAUGCUUGCUGUGAAUCCUGUUAUCUUCUUUAUGUAUAGAAUUAAUUAAUUCUGUUAUUACACAUUCAGAGAUCUAUGAAAUGUUACUUUUACGAACAUUCCAAUUCAUCCGCCCAGAGAUCUCUGUCUCUGUGUCUCUCUCUCUCUCUCUCUCUCUCUGUUGUUUUCAUGGUCUGCAUAAUAUGUUGUGC
Gryllus bimaculatus (two-spotted cricket) is the source of this 7526-nucleotide messenger RNA. The record is from the annotation of a GenBank genome assembly. NCBI's taxonomy places the organism in Eukaryota, Metazoa, Arthropoda, Insecta, Orthoptera, Gryllidae.